AUUGAAUGAGCGGAGUGAUGAAACCGAUGAAACAUGAAAUGAAAGUUACAGAACUUUUCUUUGACGUUUGAGAAUUUUUACGUUAAAAAUAAACUGUUAGACAUUGUCAUUUAACAAAUUUCCAAUCAUGAAACGAUCGGCUUCUGAUGAUGAUGGAGCCGGAACAACAAAGAAACAAUUCUUUUCUGGGUCUUUUCCAGGUCAAACUUCAACUACUGUCUAUCACGUGGGGGAAUUGCAUAAUGAAAAAGAGGUGAAAAGAGCAGGACCUUUUGUCAUAGGGCCUAGACUGGGAAACUCUCCUGUCCGCAGCAUUACACAAUGUUUGGCAAGGAGAUCAAAAACCGAUGAAUUUUACACACUCAAAAUGCUUAUAAUGAAAACCCUUAAUGAAGAAACUCAGGAUGAAAAACAGGGGAAAAUGUUGCUGUUAACAGAAUAUAGUCUCUUGUCCCUUCUGCAUGAUCAACCUGGAGUCAUCCAUCACCAUGGGUUUUUUAAAGAUUUGGCCUAUGAGGAACAAGAGCUUCGAAAUGGAACUGUAGUCAUUACUGGGAAGAAAGUUAAGAGGCUAAAUCUUGUUCUUGAUUGCCUCUCACCCAAUGACUUUUGUCCCCACUCCCACAACUAUGUCAAUCUCCAGCAGUAUGUCAUCAAGGAGAAAAAGUUGACUGAGCAAGAAAGCCUUUGGAUAUUUAGGGAAAUUGUAUCUGUUGUCAACAGCCUUCACCAGAGGAACAUUGUCCACAGAGAUUUGAAACUGGGAAAUUUAGUGUUGAAUCGCCAAAACCGUCGUAUAACGCUCAUCAAUUUCUGUCUGGGAAAGCACCUAGCCAACGAGGAAGAUCUGUUACGAGAUCAGCGAGGAUCUCCAGCUUACAUUUCUCCAGACGUUUUAAGCGGCAAACCGUAUUUGGGAAAGCCUUCUGAUAUGUGGGCUCUUGGUGUAGUUUUGUUUACUAUGCUCUAUGGUCAGUUUCCAUUCUACGAUUCGGUGCCUCAGGAACUCUUCCGAAAAAUAAAAGCGGCCGACUUUACCAUUCCAAGAGAUGGCCGUGUUUCAGACAGUACAACUCGUCUGGUUCAAAAAUUAUUGAAUCUGAAUCCUCACCAAAGACUAAAGGCCCACCAAGUAGUCCAUGCUCUAGAUUCUACUAUAGCCACAGGGAAUCUUCCAUCUUCAUCACCUGAUCGAUCAUUGUUACAGGUUGUCCCCGAUAUUGAUUCUGAUCAACUAGGCGAAGAAAUAGAGACCCCAGCAGCCAACCUUCCUCGAGGGGUAUCGGAAUUUGAAAGUGUUUUGCAACGUCUUCAUGCAAUUGAGGAGUCAACAGGUAGUCUUCUGGCAUACCAUUCAGUCACUGUUCCUGGAUUAAGUCCAUUUCAAGUGGUCAAAAAACAUGGAAACUCUAGUGCUCAUCAUGCUCAUUUAAAUCUCCUCUCGUCACUCGGUCGCCAACAAGGAUCCAUUCGAGCUUUAAGUACCGAACAGAUGAAUCGUUAUCGGCACUUGUUACCUCCACGGAUGAUGACUCCCCAUCAACAAUUCCAUGAAGGAACCAGCGCCACCGCUGUCCAAAGAAUAGCUUCGUUUUCUUCUUAUGUCGCCCAGAGCCCGCCGUCCUCUUCCUCUUUACCUCAAUCCGCGCAAUCAUUACGAGUGGUGAACCCUGCAUUUUUCCCACCCAAUUUUCUUACUCAACGAUUGCAGCAACUGCAACAACAACAACAACAUGCGCAACAACAGCCUCCGGCUCCGGCUCCUUUAGCUUCAAUCAAUGGCACUCGUCGAAUCGCUAUCGACUCUCCGAUCUCUUCGUCAUCUCGACAGGAAGACCCAUCUGAAGAGCCGGAUUGAAAGCUUAUACAUCGCUGUGAUUCUAAUUGCUCUAAAUAAUCCCGCCAAGCUUCAUAGUCUUUAUACCAAGCCAAACGUACGCUUGUUUUCUGGAGUGACCAUUCCAGCUGAAAGUAUUUUAUAAUAUCAUUUAUAAAUUUGCAAUAAAAACAAACUAGUGGGUAAA
Messenger RNA from Daphnia pulicaria, 2024 nucleotides. RefSeq names its product serine/threonine-protein kinase 40-like. Gene Ontology annotation, biological process: protein phosphorylation. The record is from RefSeq and is a predicted model, not a curated record. The coding region runs from base 128 to 1858 and encodes 576 amino acids. Gene Ontology annotation, molecular function: ATP binding; protein kinase activity. The transcript has 10 exons. NCBI's taxonomy places the organism in Eukaryota, Metazoa, Arthropoda, Branchiopoda, Diplostraca, Daphniidae.